Molecule: messenger RNA, 1137 nt
Organism: Pseudonaja textilis
Lineage: Eukaryota; Metazoa; Chordata; Lepidosauria; Squamata; Elapidae
Source: RefSeq, a predicted model, not a curated record
GUAAUCAUAUUAAAAGAAGCGGCUAGGGCUUUGACAGCUCCUUCCAGUUCCUUUGUGCUGCCUUUGCUUUUACCGGCUUGGCUUUCUAGUUUGGAGCUGGGUGCUUAAAACUGAAUAAAAUAGAUCAAGUCCCUGAGUGGUGCCUAGGAUGCCAAAUAAGCUGAGCUACAGAUCUGCUGAGAGCCAUGGCUAUUUUUAUUAGAAGCUGAUACUUUAGUGUAGCUGAGAACACUGCCUUGGAAGAGGGUUAGUUUCUAGCGAAGGUGGGGAAGGCAAAGCAGGGCUCCGUAGAGAAACUUGCUCAAAAGAAGAACCCAAAGAAAUUUAAAAGUGCAGAGGACAUCCCACCUUUUAAUACACCAUCUCCUGCAAGAGUCAACAUUGGCCCUGUCAGAUCCUCUGAGCUGCUAAUACAACUUGAUCUUUUUUCACAGUGCAUUUCUUACCAUCAGCAUUAUGACUGAGAUUGCAGCAGAAGGACCUGUGUCCACAACAACUGUCAUAGACAACAAGAAUGGAACAGUUCCUGUGCCGCAUAUGAAAAUGUCCAAGAGAUCAGUAUCAGAAGAUUUUGCAACAACCUUCAGUUCACCUGCAGCAUGGCUCCUUGUAGUUGCUCUUAUUGUUACCUGGUCAGCAGUGGCUAUUGUCAUGUUUGACUUAGUGGAUUACAGAACCUUGGCAGGACAGUCCAUAAACAAACUCACCACGGAUCCAUUUAGAAUCAUGCAUGGUGCUGUGGAAGAGAGCACCAAUUCCAUUUAUGGCUUUCUUUCUUUACUGUCUGACCUCAUAUUUGAAGAUGAAGAUGAGAAUGGAAAAGGUGAAGGAGAGCCGUACCUGAAAGUAAAAGAAGAAAUUCAACCACCAGUCAAAAAGAAAGAAAUCCAGAUAGACAAGGCUGAAAAAAUAGAGAAAGUAGAAAAGAAGCCAUCACCAAAAGAAAUUCAGAGAGACAAGGGAAGGGAAAGGGAAGAGAAAAUAGAAAAGAAACUACCACUCAAAGAAAUUCAGAAAGAAAAACCUGAGAAAUACGAAAAGCCUAAAAAAGUAGAGAAGACCAAGAAGCUUGAAAAAGUAGAAAAACCUCAAAAAAGGGAACUUACUAAAGGUGAGAAAUAACCACUGAUCAUAAAC